This is a messenger RNA of Adelges cooleyi (spruce gall adelgid), 468 nucleotides long. Its product is annotated as testis-specific H1 histone-like. NCBI's taxonomy places the organism in Eukaryota, Metazoa, Arthropoda, Insecta, Hemiptera, Adelgidae. The coding region runs from base 1 to 468 and encodes 155 amino acids. The record is from RefSeq and is a predicted model, not a curated record. The transcript is spliced from 2 exons.
AUGUAUAAUUUACAGCUGAAGCUAAAGCUAAAAAUAAAGCUGAAGGUGGUGGAAGAGCUGGAAGUGGAAUUAGGGCUAAAUCUAGAGCUGGAUUUGGAGAUGAUGAUGGAGGUUAAGCUGGAGCUUAAGUCGGAGCCCAAGCUGAAUCCAAAGGUGGAAAUGGAGUUAGCUAGAGCUAGAGCUAGAGCUAAAGCUAGAGCUAAAGCUAGAGCUAAAGCUAGAGCUAAAGCUAGAGCUAAAGCUAGAGCUAAAGCUAGAGCUAAAGCUAGAGCUAAAGCUAGAGCUAAAGCUAGAGCUAAAGCUAGCGCUAAAGCUAGAGCUAAAGUUAGAGCUAAAGCUAGAGCUAGAGCUAGAGCUAGAGCUAGAGCUAAAGCUAGAGCUAGAGUUAAAGCUAGAGCUAAAGCUAGAGCUAGACCUAGAGCUAGACUUAGAGCUAAAGCUAGGGCUACAGCUAGAGCUAGAGAUUGA